AUGAAGCUGGUCCCCGUCGCCCUCCUGUGCUUAAGCUCGCUCGCCUUCCUGGGCGCAGACGCCGCCCGGCUCGACGUGGCCUCGGAGUUCCAAAAGAAGUGGAAUAAAUGGGCGCUAAGUGGUGGGAAGAGAGAACUUCGGGUGUCUAGCAGCUACCCCACGGGGCUCGCCGACGUGAAGGCCGGGCCUGCGCAGACCAUCGUUCAGCCUCAGGACGUGAAGGGUCCCUCUCGCAGCUCCCAGACCAGGUGA
Messenger RNA from Miniopterus natalensis, 252 nucleotides. NCBI's taxonomy places the organism in Eukaryota, Metazoa, Chordata, Mammalia, Chiroptera, Miniopteridae. The record is from RefSeq and is a predicted model, not a curated record.